Messenger RNA from Oreochromis aureus, 1613 nucleotides. RefSeq lists its product as uncharacterized. The transcript has 4 exons. The record is from RefSeq and is a predicted model, not a curated record. Bases 156 to 1550 code for a protein of 464 amino acids. Lineage: Eukaryota; Metazoa; Chordata; Actinopteri; Cichliformes; Cichlidae.
UCCAACGAACUGACGUCACAGUAAGGUCUCUUGGUGGUCAAAAGUACACAACUAUCCAGAUCUAGUGUGAGGACGGAGAGUGAAAGACUGGAAAAAGUGAUAAUUUGUUCAAAGCUGUCGCGAAAAAGUGAAUUCACGGACGAGAUUGUGGAAAAAUGAACGUGAUUCCAUUAGAUGAACCAAGUGAACCGAGGUGCAGUAAUCUCAGCGUGCCUCUGUUCGGAUUUGAAAACAUUGAACACUGCCUCAGAAAACAUUUAGCCUAUUUAUCGCGCAAACAGUGGACGGCAUUAGCCACUGAUGACAUCACCUCGGAUGUCGUCAAUCUGCUGACCAAGAUGUGCCGAGUACUCAUAGAGCACAUUAGCAGCUUAGUGUUUAAAGUCGUACGCCCACAGGUUUUAUGCUGCCCACAUAAUCAUGAUCGUGGAGACAAAGAAAGCUCCGCUGACCGGAUGAAUGCUGAACCUCUGCUUGAUGGGUGCAGUUACUGCAGGGUGACAGAGGAUGAUAUUCAGGCCAGCCUCAGAAACAUCUUUGAUAACUGUUUUGGUUGGGUCUUGGGUUUUGGGCAACGGCGGUCUUGUGACUCAGACAAACUACUGACUUUAUUUUCAGUGUCGAUUGCAAAGAAUGUAAACUCAGCCCUGAGUCGUAUCACAGGGUCCACAUCCUUGCAAUCAGAUAGGUCCAGAUCCCCAACAAACCUUGUUGGGAUGGUUUACAGUGUAGUCAACAUUUUAGAAGACUAUGCAAAGACCUUAGCUCCCCUUUCUGUAGAUGGUGAGAGUAGCAGCGACAGCAUUGUUGAAAUGCCAGACUCUGAGGAAGAUAACGACUUUAAACCAGAGUCUGUAGAGACUUUUAAAAGCACACAGACUCAAGCUUGUGUAGGCAAGGAACAUUUGGUUAACAAGGGCCACAGUGAUACAUUUCAAAUCAUUGAUGUCCAAAAUCUUGACAGUGAGAGCUCAGAGAGUGAUGAAAAAUGUAGUGAUGCCCUGCAGUGUUCGUCUGGGACACUUCCUACGCCUACAGAGAUCGAUACCUUUCUCAAUUUGUGUCUUGCAAAUUUAGUCAUUCACAUUUCUGAGAAAACACAAACAUUUGCUGUAAAGUUAAAUUGUCAGCAGAUAGUGACUGAUAUAAGAGGGAAGAUUGAGGGAGACUUGACUCCUCUAAAAACUGUAAAAAACUUGUACAUCAUAAUGUACAAAGACCUGUGUCGCAAAUUUGGAUCCAAAUACGUGCUUCCGUUUGUAAUGGAAAAGGCUGAUGCGACUUUUGUAGCAGCCGUUGUGGAGCUAUUAAAAGCAGAGCUCAAAAAAUCGGCCAGCCCCAGUAACGUGCUGAGAAGUUUAGAAAGUAACAAAAGCGUUUCUCCAGCCGGUAAGAACAAAACGCAACAAUCUGCUACUGAGCAAAAUGGAUCCACAGAUUCCCAGAAAAACAGGCCGAGAAACCGUAUCGUUAGGGCCCUCACUUCUUUUUUUAGAUCUUUGAGGACGCUAUUCAGUUGCUGCAUGAGCAGUGAGUCAGAAACAGAGUAAUUAUCUUCAUAAUUACUCAAUGCAUGCUCAGUGAUCCAGGUAAGUCAAUCCCAAGAAGUGGAA